Sungouiella intermedia is the source of this 1659-nucleotide messenger RNA. NCBI's taxonomy places the organism in Eukaryota, Fungi, Ascomycota, Pichiomycetes, Serinales, Metschnikowiaceae. The record is from the annotation of a GenBank genome assembly.
AUGGCUCAAGUAUAUGUCAACGAAAAAUCGGGAGCUGACGCCAGCGAGGUGGUCGGCUCCGAGCAACAGCCUUUCCAGUCCGCAGCCUACGCCUUGUUUGUGCAGCCAGAUGCCAAAUUGUUCGUGUACAAGCAAAAGGAAGACUCAGAGGAGUGGGAGUAUGCUGAAAUUUCUGCCUCGGCAUUGAAGAAGGCCAAGAAGGGUGCUGACGGCUUGAAGAAGAAGCUUGAGAAGCAGGCCAAGCAGGCAGAGGAGCAGAAGAAGAAGCAGGAAGAAGCUUCCAAGAAGUUGGCAGAAUUGGACUUGAUCAAGGUUGAAGAGGACAAGUCGUUGCCAGAAGCCAAGAAGAUCAAGUUGAGAUCGAUUCAGGAAAACAUUGGCUCUCGUGUUUUGGUCCAGGGUUGGGUCCACCGUUUGAGAACUCAGAAAGGAGUUGCUUUCCUCACAUUGAGAGACGGAACUGGCUACAUCCAGACUGUUUUGACUGGUGACUUGGCCAAGGCCAGAAUCACUCAAGAAUUGACAUUGGAGUCCACUGUCCAGAUCAAGGGUGUCAUUGAGAAAUUGCCUGAAGGUAAGACUGCUCCAGGUGGUGUUGAAUUGAAGGCUGACUACUACGAAGUUGUUGGUUUGGCUCCUGCUGGAGAUGAUUCUUUCUCCAACAAAGUCCAGGAGAACGCCGACCCAUCUUUGUUGUUGGACCAGCGUCACUUGACCAUGAGAGGUGAGACCUUGUCUUCUGUGUUGAAGGUCAGAGCCGUUUUGUUGGGUGCUUUGAGAAGAUUCUAUGAAGAGCAAGGUAUUGUCGAGGUGACUCCUCCAUGUAUGGUCCAGACCCAAGUGGAGGGAGGUUCCACGUUGUUCAAGUUGGAUUACUACGGCGAGGAGGCUUACUUGACCCAGUCCUCUCAGUUGUACUUGGAGACCUGUUUGCCAGCAUUGGGAGACGUUUUCUGUGUCCAGGAGUCUUUCCGUGCUGAGAAGUCUCACACCAGAAGACACUUGUCUGAGUACACUCACGUAGAGGCUGAGUUGGCAUUCUUGACUUUCAACGACUUGUUGGAUCACUUGGAGAAGGUUUUCACCACUGUAAUCCAAUAUGUGUUGGAAGACCCAGUUGCUGGUCCAUUGGUUGAGAAGUUGAACCCUAACUUCAAAGCCCCAACUGCUCCAUUCAAGAGAAUGACCUACCGCGAGGCUUUGGAGUGGUUGAACGAGCAUGGCAUCCCUAACGAGGAAGGUGAGAAAUUUAAGUUUGGUGACGACAUUGCUGAGGCUGCCGAGCGUAAGAUGACUGACACCUUGAACGUUCCAAUCUUGUUGACUCGCUUCCCGGUGGAGAUCAAGUCUUUCUACAUGAAGAAGUGCGAGGACGACCCAUUGGUUACUGAGUCCGUGGAUGUUUUGAUGCCAAACGUCGGAGAGGUCACUGGUGGUUCCAUGAGAAUUGAUGACUAUGACGAGUUGGUUGCUGCACUUAAGAGAGAGGGCCUUGACUUGGACGCAUACUACUGGUUUGUUGACCAGAGAAAGUACGGAACCUGUCCACACGGAGGUUACGGUUUGGGUACUGAGAGAAUCUUGGCUUGGUUGUGUGACAGAUUCACCGUCAGAGAGUGCUCCUUGUACCCUAGAUUCACUGGCAGAUGUAAGCCAUAG